Eimeria tenella is the source of this 2202-nucleotide messenger RNA. RefSeq lists its product as uncharacterized. Lineage: Eukaryota; Apicomplexa; Conoidasida; Eucoccidiorida; Eimeriidae. Bases 1 to 2202 code for a protein of 733 amino acids. The transcript has a single exon. The record is from RefSeq and is a predicted model, not a curated record.
AUGAUGCGGCCUGCGAGGCGAAGGCGGAGGAGAAGAUGCGUGGCUCCCGCGCUGCUGUGGGCUCUGGGCUGCGUUUCCAAUUUGGCUUUCCCGCGACACUCCGUCGCUGCUGCAGACUUGCCGGAGACGAACACUCUGGAGCAUUUGUUUAUUCCCACAGACUCUGCAGCAGCAACAGGAGCAGAAACAGCAGACCUCUUCACUUUCCAAAACGAAUUCGACGAAGAGCCAACCCUCUUUCCCCCCGAUCCCGCCUCUGCCCCCGCGGCGGCAGCUCUUCCGGGGGGCCGGGCUGCUGCUGCUGCCCUGGCGGGCCGUUCUGGCGCAGCAGCAGCAGCAGCAGCAGGGGGCGCGCCGGUGUCUGCUGCUGCUGCAGCAGGCCCCGGGCGGCGGGCGCGGGGCUUCGCCCAGCCCCGCAGGCCCUCGCGGCUGAGUCUGUCUCUGGGGCUUCUGGCGUGUCUUGUCCUGGCGGUGUCGGCAGCCGCGUCAGGGCGUUCCGCGCUGCGGCUGCUGCUGCAGCAGCAGCAGCAACAACAGCAGCAGCGGCGGGCGUGGGAAAGGCGCGACGCAGCUCUCGCUGCAGCACUUGGCCGCCUCGAAGGCCUGCGAGCCCUGGAGCCCGUAGUGAGCAGCCUGGCGGGGGCCGUGGACAGCCCGGAGGCGCAGCGGCUGCUGCAGCUGUACCGGCAGCAAGUGGAGGUUCCUGCUGCAGCAGCAGGAGACGCAGCAGCAGCCGCGCCGGAGCUGGCCGCGGCUGCAGCAGAACGCGCAGCAGAAGAGGCCCUGGCGCUGCUGCGGCUGCUGCACGACGCAGCCGUGCAGGAGGCCAGCCUGCUGGAGGCCAGCCAGAGAGAAUUCCAUGGCUGCUUCCUUGAAGAUUGGGAAGAAAAAAUAAUUGAACAAGUAGCAGCAAACCAACAAGCUGAGGCUGAGACGGGACCGUUUGUGCAGACUCUGAAGUCGCUGCAGGAGAGCGAGCAGGGGCUGCAGCGGCAGUUUCAGCUGGCGCGGCAGCAGCUGCUGCAGCAGCAGGAGUUCGCGGACGAGCAGCAGUGGCCGCUGCUGGCAGCAGCAGCAGCAGACCUCGCCUGCAUGAAGCGCGCUGCUGCAGCGCGGGCCGAAGCAGCAGCAGCAGCAGCAGAAGUCAAGCGCAACGUCACGGAGACUGUGCGGGCGCUGCUGGCAGCUCGCAGGGAGAAGUUUGCAAGACAGGCGGAGGGGGACUUGGACCUGCUGGACGGGUACAUGCAUUUGCUGCAGCAGCAGCUGCUGCUGCAGCAGGGGGGCGGCGAGCACCGCAGCGCGCUCGCAGCAGCAGCAGCAGCAGCAGCAGAGGCCCCCGAGGAGCGCAGCCAGGCAGCUCUCGAGAGGGCCCAGGGCUUGUUCGUUAGUGCCUCGCAGCUGCUGACUCUGCAUGAAAGGGCUUUGGGGGACUUGGGAGUUGCGGGGAACUUGGGGCGGCUGCUGGAGCUAGCCACGCGUGCUGCAGCACAAGAGCCAGCCAUAGCUAGCUACUUAGACGAGUGCUGGGCCAGUUUGCUGCAGCUGCCGCGCCCCUGCGAAGCCCUCGAAGCAGCAAAGCUGCAGCGGCUAGCCAUAGCAGCUAGCCGUGUGGGGCUGCGCAGCGCGCCCUACAAGGCUUUGGUGCGCAGCAUUUUGGCAGAGGCCAAGGGCAACGCAGCGCGGCCGCGGCGGGGCGACAGCAGCAGCAGCAGCAGCAGCAGCAGCAGCAGCAGCGGGUACUUGAGCCGGGAGGUGACCCUGGGGGCCCUGGAGGACCUGCUGCUGCGGGUCGACGACGCAGAGGCCCUCAUAGGGGCCCUCGACGUGGGGCUUGCUGCUGCUGCGGAGAGGGGCCCCGGGCAGCAAAUAGUUAGGGAUUUGGAACACAGCAAAAAGGCCCUGGGCUCGCUCAUAGAAACGAGCCACAGCCUCGCGAGGCAAAUUGCCCGCCAGAGGCUCACGGGCCUCAUUGAGUUGCAAGUUGAAGACAUCGACGCCCGCGCGCAUGCGGCGAGCUUGCUGCUGCAGCAAAGUGCUGCUGCGCUGCAGCUGCAUGCGCAGUACCUCCGCGCCCGCAAGGAGCUGCAGCUCGCAAAGACCCUCUGGGACGCUGCAGCAGCAGCAGCAGCCAUGCGCUCCCUCGCUGACGAACUCGAACUCGAGGCCUACAAGCUCCAAAGGGGGGGGCUCUUCAACUGA